Molecule: messenger RNA, 432 nt
Organism: Metarhizium album ARSEF 1941
Lineage: Eukaryota; Fungi; Ascomycota; Sordariomycetes; Hypocreales; Clavicipitaceae
Exons: 3
Coding region: 1-432 (143 amino acids)
Biological process (GO): regulation of transcription by RNA polymerase II
Cellular component (GO): mediator complex
Molecular function (GO): transcription coregulator activity
Source: RefSeq, a predicted model, not a curated record
AUGGAUCGCUCGCAACCCUCGUCGUCCAAUCUGAUGGACAACCACAACCGCCUCGUCGCCGACAUCCUCACGCGCUACCGCACCCUCAUGAUGCUCGCUACCGUCCAGGCAGAGGGCGAGCGGAACAACGCCACGCCCGAGACCAUGGCCGUGAGCGGCAUUUCCAUCAGGAUGGAAUUCGACUGUCUGAACUCGUCCAUCAAGGACCUCCUUUCGCUGUCGCGCAAGAUAAAGGAGCUGUGGGUCUUCGGACCGCUUGGCCAAGAUGACCCCGAGCGUAAGGCAAAGGACGCUCAGAUGGAGGAGCACGUCGCCAUGGUCUCUGCCCUGCUCAAUAGCCUUGAUGGCCGGCGCAUGAAGGAGUUGGCCGAGCGGUGUGGUGGAUCAUGGGAGGUGUUGGCGAAGGACGCAGCAGGUACGACGGCCAAGUGA